CGGCAAGACGUUGCCUUCCUCGAAGUUGCAAGUUGACUUUUCUGAUCAAACGUACAUUGGCUUCACACUCGCAACUGCGAUGCGGAUGCACUGCGACUAAGAAACCUAGGCAAGGACUUGAUCUUAUGCGCGGCCCUGUCUUCUUCUCCUGGGCCCCUUUUUGGUGUCUCAAUCCUCAACUGAACAACGGGGCGGAUACGGCCCUCACAAUUUUGUCAACCGCCUGUUGUGGUCUAUUGGUUCAGCCUCAAAUCAUGCCAGAGCCGCUCCGGUGUCAUUGCACCAAGCACAAUGAAACCAGUACCAGGAGCCACGGCAGAGGUUCAAGUAUCCGGAGAUCCUCUAUCUCGUCCUACAGUUUGUUCUCAAGAUUUUUGCGUCCAUGCUGCAUUGCUGGGUAAUUGGCCAAGGUUGGUGUUUGCUGAUCGGCACAAGAUUCAAUGAGGUACAGGAACUGCAGUGUUAUCUGCGCCAUUGUCGUCAGCCUGCAUCUCGCGUACUCAGUUUGUAGCUGCUGUUCCCUCGGCGCC
Molecule: messenger RNA, 530 nt
Organism: Colletotrichum godetiae
Lineage: Eukaryota; Fungi; Ascomycota; Sordariomycetes; Glomerellales; Glomerellaceae
Exons: 1
Coding region: 126-401 (91 amino acids)
Source: RefSeq, a predicted model, not a curated record